CCGCUCUUCUUAUAUGAGUGCGUGUCAUUUUCCCCCAUCGAAUUUGUUUGGUGUUUUUGUUAGGCGAAAAUGAACAAACUAAAUGAAAAUGCACGGGAGAGAAAGCAAAUCAAGCUGGGCGAGAUCGACACGGGCCCGAUUUUAGUGGCCCUUCUAUUGGGCUUCAUCGCAGUAGCUAUCUUUGUGAUCCUGCGAAAACGGUCCGCUGGCCGCAAGGACUUCCUGCUUACUGGACUCAGUGAAUCGGGCAAAAGCGCAAUCUUUAUGCAGUUACUCCAUGGCAAAUUCCCGGCAACUUUUACUUCGAUCAAGGAGAAUGUAGGAGAUUACCACGCGGGCAGCUCGUCGGCCAGAUUAGUGGAUAUCCCCGGACAUUACCGAGUGCGUGACAAGUGCUUUGAGCUUUAUAAACAUCGUGCCAAGGGCAUUGUCUUUGUAGUGGACUCGGUUACUGCCCAAAAGGACAUUCGUGAUGUGGCUGAUUCGCUGUACACCAUCUUAUCAGACAGUGCCACCCAGCCCUGUUCAGUGUUAGUUCUCUGUAACAAACAGGAUCAGACCACCGCCAAGAGUGCUCAGGUUAUAAAAACCCUACUUGAGAAGGAGAUUCACACAGUGCGUGACACAAGGAGCCGAAAACUGCAGUCUGUGGGAGACGAGGAAACCCAGAAAACCAUCACUCUUGGCAAGCCAGGUCGCGAUUUUGAGUUCUCACACAUCGCACAGAAUAUCCAGUUUGUGGAGACCUCCGCCAAGGAUAAGGAACUGAAUCCCCUCACCGACUGGCUAGCUCGCCUGCUAUAAAAUUGCCUCAGUCUGAAAACAACUGGAAUCCUAUAGAAACGAAUGAGGAACACAAAACAGAUUGAUAUUUAUUUUACUGCUUAGCGCCCUUUUUAACAUGUAUGUCUGCCAUGGAGAUACAUUCAAAUGUUAGAGUAUAAAUCCUUGCAUUGUUAACAACUCGUUUUCCCCAACCCUUUUAUAUCCUUUUAAUUUACCGUUUUAAUUUAAGGUCGUAAUGGAAAUUUGUUUAUACAUUUAGCAUUAGUUUGUCGGUAAAUUUUUGAAUAAGGAUCAAAUUGUAUGAAAACUUUUAUAUAAAAACGUCAAAAACAA
Messenger RNA from Drosophila ficusphila, 1119 nucleotides. RefSeq names its product signal recognition particle receptor subunit beta (gene SrpRbeta). Bases 70 to 804 code for a protein of 244 amino acids. The record is from RefSeq and is a predicted model, not a curated record. The transcript has 3 exons. Lineage: Eukaryota; Metazoa; Arthropoda; Insecta; Diptera; Drosophilidae.